UAGCAUACACGUUAUCUAAUCAAACUUCAACAUCCAUGGCUAGGGCAAAUUCCACCAUUCCCAUCUGUUUCUUCAAGAUUAUUCUUCAAACCAAUCUUCAAACUAUUAAAAUACCAAAUAAGUUUACAAGGAGUCACGGAACUGGUCUCCCAAAUCCAGUGAUGAUCAAACCUCCUGAUGGCACUAAAUGGAAAGUAUUUUGGAAAAACAUCAAUGGUGAGAUUUGGUUUCAAAAGGGUUGGAAUAUUUUCACUCAAAAUUACUCUCUACAACAUGGUUGUUUUGUAGUUUUUAAAUAUAAAGAAGGAAGUUCAGAGUUAGAUGUAAUCAUACUUGGCCAGCAUGCAGUAGAAAUUGACUAUGAUUCACCACAUGACAGUUCUGAUGAUGAAGAUGAAAACCAUGACCAUAGUGAUGAUGAAUCAGUUGAGAUUUUGAAUGAAUUGCAUAAUCAGAAGAAGCCUAGAGAGAGUAAAACAUUUGCUUCUCCUAGAGCACAUAAAAAAGUGAGAGGUGAGAUUGAGAAAAAUAGUCAAAGAACUACAUCAUUGAAUAGGCCAAGGGAAUAUAGAGCUCGGGAAGUUGCCGAAGAAUUUAUCUCACGCAAUCCCUUUUUCACAAUUUCGAUCAAGCUUGCUAAUCUGGUAGCAAAUGUGCUGACUGUACCACUUUUAAAAGGGGUUAUUGAGAACCAGAAUACGAAUGUGAUGCUGCAGAUUGGUGAAAGAUCAUGGAAUCUGAAAUUGCUUCGAUGUUACAAUGAUAGAGCUAAGCGUCGCUUUUCGGCUGGUUGGUGCGCGUUUGCCAAGGAAAGUGGAGUGCAAGCAGCAGAUGUUUGUGUGUUUGAACUGAUAAACAAGAAAAAUUUAGUUUUUAAAGUUCAUGUUUUUUAAAACGUCCGUUGUUAAUGUAUCUGUUUGAAAAUGUUAUUUUGAGUGAUGGUAACUUUAGUUGAGUAACAAUGUUUGUGAAGUGUAGUUU
Vicia villosa (hairy vetch) is the source of this 981-nucleotide messenger RNA. Its product is annotated as B3 domain-containing protein At3g18960-like. The record is from RefSeq and is a predicted model, not a curated record. NCBI's taxonomy places the organism in Eukaryota, Viridiplantae, Streptophyta, Magnoliopsida, Fabales, Fabaceae. The transcript is spliced from 4 exons. The coding region runs from base 36 to 893 and encodes 285 amino acids. Gene Ontology annotation, molecular function: DNA binding.